Messenger RNA from Juglans regia (Persian walnut), 944 nucleotides. RefSeq lists its product as uncharacterized. The record is from RefSeq and is a predicted model, not a curated record. The coding region runs from base 25 to 396 and encodes 123 amino acids. The transcript has 2 exons. Lineage: Eukaryota; Viridiplantae; Streptophyta; Magnoliopsida; Fagales; Juglandaceae.
UACAAUGAGCAUAAAAAUACUAGCAUGGCAAAUCGUUCUGGGGGGUCAUUGACCAAUCGAUGGUCGGUGAUCCAAAAAUGCACAAAUAAAUUUUGUGCUGCUGUGGCUCAAGUAGAAUCUUUGCAUCCAAGUGGUGCGACAGAGCAGGAUAAGAUUGAAAGAGCUAAAAUCAUGUACAGAGAGACUGAGAAGGCCACAUACAACAUGGAAUAUUGUUGGUGUCUAUUGAGACACCAACUAAAAUGGCAGCAACACGUGUCCAUGUUGUCAACUAAAAGGAAACCACAUGGGAAACGCCCUGCUAUGGCAGAGUCGACUCCACUAGGAGACGACACGAUAGAUGACAACGUAGAUGUCAUUUUUGAAAGGCCUCCAGGCAAGAAGGCUGAGAAAUAAAGGGAGAGAAAAAGGAAGGUUGCAGAAUCUUACGAUGCAGAAUUUGUUGAGGCCUUAACUUGCAUGACAAAUGAUAGAGCUGUUUUCAUGUCUGAAAGAAGACAAGCGACUAGUAAAUUGGAUGUUGAUAGGGCUCAAUUACUAGUGGAGAAAAAAAGGAGAAAUGAUACGGAGAAUAUGAAGAUUGAUAUAGAGAUAAUGAAGAUAGAUCUUGCUGGCAUGAAUGGAAUGCAACGAGAGUAUUUCUUGAAUCUUUAAAAAGAGGUUUUUGAGAAAUCAAGGAAGCGAUUUUCAUCUCCAUCUCAAUCUUCAUCUUUUGAAGAUGUGUAGCCUUUUGUUGGUGGGGAGUUUUGGGUUGUAGCCUAUGCUAUUUUGUGAUUUUUUGUUAUUUUGGAUCACAAAUAUGGGUGUGAUGUUCAUUGUUUUAUAUGUUGGUUACCACCCUAUUCAUUACUCUUAUUUUGCAUUAGUUGGUGAUGAUGUUUGUAAGAAUUGGCUUGGUUGCAUUGAAGAUCGAUGUAAUUAUUUUGAUAAUAUUGAUAUCGUGU